Molecule: messenger RNA, 4102 nt
Organism: Acipenser ruthenus (sterlet)
Lineage: Eukaryota; Metazoa; Chordata; Actinopteri; Acipenseriformes; Acipenseridae
Product: protein phosphatase 1 regulatory subunit 37-like
Exons: 12
Coding region: 100-1458 (452 amino acids)
Molecular function (GO): protein binding
Source: RefSeq, a predicted model, not a curated record
UGGGAUUUGGAGUUCUAUUUUUGUAAAGGUCCGUGAAAUGUAAAAUGUUAUUGCUAGACGAGGCUAUGAUGAUGUACGGUCACAUGUGGGAAGCUUGAAAUGACAGGUAGUGAGGAAGACUACAAUGCAGAACUGACUGCUUCUCCCCAGUCUGAGAAGAAAUGUAGAGGUGAGAAACGUGUCUCCUUCCCCCCGGAUGAAGAGAUAGUGUCUGGCUUCGCUGAACGCAAGGACUUUUUAAGGGAUGUUGACAGUAUCACCUUGAAAGAGAUAAUAGCUUCCUAUAAGCAAAGCUGUGAGAAGCACCAAGUGGAACCCAAACCAAAGUUACUGGAACAACUCCAGACCAUCACAGAUUUGCACAGUAGGGUCAGAUGUCUAGAUCUGAAAGAUGAACGGUUAGAUUACCAAGCAUGUGAAUCUCUUGAAGGAUUACUGAAACUGUUACAAUACGAGUUUCUCAAUCUGCAGGAGGCUGAAUUGGAUGAAAAUGGGGCCUCUGCUUUGUUUGAUAUGAUUUCUUAUUAUGAAUCAGCGACACACCUCAACAUUUCCUGUAAUAAAAGAAUUGGGGCCUUGGGCUGGCGGUCUUUAUCUCACCUGAUACAGCAGAGCAGUUGCCUGUGGAGACUGGAUGCAUGUAACAUACCCGUACUGGAGUAUCCUGCACAGGCCAUGUCACGAGCCUUGCAGUCCAGUAGACUGGCUGUACUGCACUUUGAAAAAACAUGUGUGAGUGGUAGGCCUCUCUUUACACUAGUUUCUGCUCUGAAGUUGAACACAGCCCUGCAGGAGCUUUACCUGGCAGACAAUGAUCUCAACAGCUUUCAGGACUCAAUGCAGCUUGGCGACCUUCUCAAAUACAACCAUACUCUUAGAGUGCUGGACUUAAGCAACAACCUAAUAUCAGACACAGGUCUUGAAGAUAUAUGUGAAGGUUUAAAGGUACAGAAGACUGGUCUUAGAAAACUAGUGCUGUGGAACAACCUACUAACCUUCAAAGGCAUGACCCAUCUGGCACGUACUCUGCCUUUUGUGGCAAGCCUUGAGACAUUGAACCUUGGCCAAAAUAUACUCCAGAAUAAAGGGAUUCAGAGACUUAAAGAUGCUCUCAUAGUCAACAGAUCACUUCUACAGCUGGGACUGGCCUCAACCAAAAUAACCUGUGAAGGAGCUGUAGCUCUGGCAGAGUUCAUUGCAGAAAGUCCUCGGAUCCAGAGACUAGAUGUCCGUAAAAAUUUGAUCAGAGCAGGAGGGCUUAUGGCUCUGUCUUUAGCACUACAAAUUAACCGUUCCCUGAUCAGAGUGGACUUAGACAAAAAUGUGAAGAAAGAGAAGGAAGAAUUUCUGGUUGAAACCCAAAAAACUGUACUGCAAGAGAUCUGGAAAAACUGCAUGAGAAAUGCUGCUGCAGCUAAACACAGGAUGACAUCAAGUGCUCAUUCAGACCAGGGGUGAAUGAAAAGACAGUGUGAGCCCUGUUUAUUCCAGUGACUUUUUUUUUAUCAGAUACAAAGUUUUCUCAAUUAGUGAACCUACACCACAAUACCUAUUUUACAUCAGACACCCACAAUUGGAUAUUGAAUUCACUUCUCACAGUGGGCUUGCCUUUGAGUGCAACAUUUGUUUUAUUUACAAGGCACAAUCUAGAUUUACAAGUAAUUAUAAGGGUUAAAAUAAAUUAACACUUUUCUAGCCGGCAUAGCUGCUCAGCAAAUUAACACUCAGGUCCUAGGGGCCUCAGAAUGCUACAGAUGCAUUCCUCAUCUCUGGGAUUAGCUGUUAUUGUUCAGUAAAGUGACCCUCCAUUUCUUUCAGUAACUUCACCACAUGUCUUUAAAAAAACACUGUUGGAUGGUCCCUCAAGCAGCUUUUAAGGCAGUUUUAAAGGUAAUUAGUAAAGGGAGAAACCCCAUUAGUUGUUAUAGGGGCACACUAGCUCAAUAUUUUAGCUUACUCCAAUUGUUAAGUGUUUUCUCAAAUAACUAUUUGUAAUUAAAAACAAAGAAAAAAAAAAAAUCUCCAGCUCCUAACAAGGACAGCUCCUCUUCGCCAGUAAUUUAUUACAUUCUGUUUAAGCAGGAAAAGACCCACAGAGAUGCAACAUCUAUCAGCAGCAGCAGUGGAGUUGAGGCAUAUUGGCAAAUCAGCAUGGGGCGCCAGCCACUGUGCAAACUUGUACUGUACCUGAUGUUUCUACAAGGGCUUCCGUCCCCACUAUUAACAGCCCCUUAGAUUAUCCAAGCACACAGUAUCUAACAUGAAUGUAAAUUGUGUUGUGAACAAAUAUGUAUUAUGCAUGUUACAAAGCUGAGUAAUGAACACAAACAUACAUAUUAAAAUCAAAUCAUUAUUUUCUGCGAAGGGCAUAUAUUAUUAUUAUUUAUUUAUUUUUACUUUUCCAGAAUGCAGUUUUCAUAGAAAUCUUGAGUUAAAAAAGGUUAAUGAUUCAAAUUGACUCCUUUCCUUCAAUCCCAUGUCCAGAGAAAACACUGAAAUAAAGAACACUAUACCUGACAGGUCUGACCAAACUAGUUUAUUUGACUUAUUUACUUUAACAUUGUGCUUGUGAAGUGAAUUGCUAUCUAGAAUGUACUGUCUUAAAGCACUCUUUUGUGGGCAUUUGGAAUAAAUACAAACAGAAGAAAAAAAAAAAGUUUGGCAAAAAAGACUGAUCUGUGUUGUGUCUUCACUGAACAAGGGUAUAAUGGUAUUCACAAGAAGGCCCCCUGCUGUGACAGAAGGCAAACUGUUCCUAAGCAACAAAACACAUUUUCUAUUUAAAUACAAGUGGGGUCUUCAAAAUAUUCACCAUAUAAACCGUAGCUUAUGAUGUGAUUACGGAAUACAUAUCAAGCAUCAUGUCAAGGUUACAAAAGGCUUUAACCAUCCCAGAACACAUUACAUACAAAGGUGUGUUGAGUCACUAAACAUGCAUAGGUGAAAACAUGUAUUUGAAUUAAACCUGGACUUUAUAUAAUAAAACUACAAUUAUAAAUGUGAUUACAGCUUGGAACUGGGCAGAAGUUAACCAUGUUAAAUAUAUAUAACUGGCUUUGCAAAUAUUUGUAAUUUGAUACGUUCUUGAUUGCUAUAGAUUGAAUUAGUCUGCCAUCUACUGGCAGUUCUUGCCACCACACACAUAUGCAUCACACAACAGUAUAUUUCACCAACUGUAACUGUGCAUGUUUCACUUAACUGUGCUUUCAUUUAUUUUUGUUCACAGGCAUGACUUGUCUAUUAUGUGUUGAAUAUACUGUUAAUCCCCAUUUUAAAAUGCCACAUACAGCCCAAAAAGGAAAAUGAUUUGAUCACUCUUUGUGGUAACACAUGUUGGUAUAAAUAUCUUGAAAUCUGGCUCAUUGUGUUUUGUGAAAAUGUUGUGUUACAUGAACUUUGAAGUCCUGGGAAGCUAAGAAUGUGUUUAUUACACCUUUUUUUUUUCUUCUUCGAUGUAGCUAGAAAGAUGUUUAACACAGGCCAUACUUUAUUCUUCCAGCAGCAAGGAACCUUUAUUUAGUUUGUGAAUAAAAACACACAAAAAAAAAAACAAACAGUACAAUUAUUAUUUUUACAAAAUCAAUUUUACAGAAAAAAAUCCCAACAAAAUGAUUUUGUAAGGAAAAAAAAAAAAUCUUGAAAUGUGCAACUGAUGAUUCCGUACUGAUGCAAACAUACAUUAGCUGUCUAGGCUGUCAAACAACAGUGGUCCUUAUUAAUUCACCAACACAUUCUAACAUAUGUAACAUUACUAACACAGGCAUCUGGGUUCAUUAAAGCAGAUUUUGAUUAAAAUAUGUACACAUAGCUGACUUUAUAAGCAAAAGCAAUGACCAACAAUAGAUCUUUUUCUUAAUAUGACUACCCAUUUCUUUCUGAAUACCUGAGUUUUGAAGAGGGGUACUACUUGCGUUUGCUACUCUUGAGUAUUCAGACUGGACAGCUCAACAAUUUGCAAUCAAUGAUAAACGGGAAUUAUUUCCACUGGCUAAUUACCUAAUAGAACCCGGAAAAAAUAAACACAUCUCCUGUCCUUCACUGAAAUUAUUUAGAUAAAGAGCCAACAAAAAAAAAAAAAGAAAACCCACAUUACUUUUUUCCA